This is a messenger RNA of Beta vulgaris subsp. vulgaris (sugar beet), 4230 nucleotides long. Its product is annotated as ubiquitin C-terminal hydrolase 12. The record is from RefSeq and is a predicted model, not a curated record. Gene Ontology annotation, cellular component: nucleus; cytosol. Gene Ontology annotation, molecular function: protein binding; cysteine-type endopeptidase activity; cysteine-type deubiquitinase activity. NCBI's taxonomy places the organism in Eukaryota, Viridiplantae, Streptophyta, Magnoliopsida, Caryophyllales, Amaranthaceae. Gene Ontology annotation, biological process: protein deubiquitination; regulation of protein stability. The transcript is spliced from 32 exons. The coding region runs from base 235 to 3585 and encodes 1116 amino acids.
AGACCUUUUAAGUUUCAAGUUUCACCUCCUCCUCUAACUUGUUCGACCACCUUCUUCUGGCGAUCUCGCAACACUUUGCAAUUGCAAAGCCCCCAUUUCCCACCCUUUUCCACAUCUCCCUCCACCCGUCCACCACUUUCUCUCUCCUCCCCCCUCACUUCACCCUCUCUCUACUUUCCGCCAUUAAAAUUCUUCCUUCCAUCAAAACUCUACUAUUUCUCUCUCCUCACAUCAAUGACUGUCAUGACUCCCGCUCCUAUUGACCAAGAAGAUGAUGAGAUGCUUGUCCCACAUUCUGAUGUAGCCGACAAUCAUCAGCCAAUGGAAGUCGUUGCACAAGCUGAACCUGCUAAUAAUUCCGAGGCUCAACCUGCGGAGGAUCCUCCAUUAUCCAGGUUUACGUGGAAAAUCGAGAUGUUCACUCGGUUGAACGCCAAGAAACACUAUUCGGAAGUGUUCGUCGUUGGUGGUUUCAAAUGGCGAGUACUUAUUUUCCCCAAGGGGAACAAUGUGGAUUACCUGUCUAUGUAUCUUGAUGUUGCCGAUUCUCCGAGUUUGCCGUAUGGGUGGAGUAGGUAUGCACAGUUCAGCUUAGCUGUGGUCAAUCAAAUUCACAACAAGUAUUCUGUGAGAAAAGAUACGCAGCAUCAGUUUAAUGCCCGGGAAAGUGAUUGGGGCUUUACAUCUUUUAUGCCUUUAAGUGAGUUAUAUGACCCCAGCAGAGGAUACCUUGUAAAUGAUACUGUUCUUGUGGAGGCUGAGGUUGCUGUUCGUAAGAUUGUGGACUAUUGGUCCUAUGAUUCGAAAAAGGAGACUGGAUAUGUUGGACUGAAGAAUCAGGGAGCCACAUGCUACAUGAAUUCUCUACUCCAGACACUUUUUCACAUUCCUUAUUUCAGGAAGGCUGUGUAUCAUAUGCCCACAACUGAGAAUGAUAUACCAUCUGCAAGCAUUCCUCUGGCUCUCCAGAGUUUAUUUUACAAGCUUCAAUACAGUGACAGCAGCGUUGCAACAAAAGAAUUGACCAAAUCUUUUGGAUGGGAUACUUAUGACUCAUUCAUGCAGCAUGAUGUGCAGGAGCUUAAUAGGGUUCUUUGUGAAAAGCUUGAAGACAAAAUGAAGGGUACCGUUGUUGAGGGAACUAUUCAGCAAUUGUUUGAAGGGCAUCACAUGAACUAUAUCGAAUGCGUAAAUGUGGAUUACAAAUCUACAAGAAAGGAAUCCUUUUACGAUCUUCAGCUUGAUGUUAAGGGUUGUCGUGAUGUUUAUGCGUCUUUUGAUAAAUAUGUGGAAGUUGAACGGUUGGAGGGUGACAACAAGUAUCAUGCUGAACAGUAUGGUUUACAGGAUGCUAGGAAGGGUGUCUUAUUUAUUGAUUUUCCUCCAGUUCUUCAACUGCAGCUCAAACGAUUUGAAUAUGAUUUUAUGCGUGAUACCAUGGUGAAGAUAAACGACCGUUAUGAAUUUCCUCUUCAACUUGAUCUUGAUCGUGAUAAUGGGAAAUAUUUAUCUCCUGAUGCUGACAGAAGUGUCCGUAAUCUUUACACGCUCCACAGUGUUUUGGUUCAUAGUGGUGGGGUGCAUGGUGGACAUUAUUAUGCCUUUAUACGACCAACACUUUCCGAUCAAUGGUACAAAUUUGAUGAUGAACGGGUUACUAAGGAAGAUGUGAAGAGAGCACUGGAGGAGCAGUAUGGUGGUGAAGAAGAGUUACCACAGACAAAUCCUGGUUUCAAUAAUACUCCUUUCAAAUUCACGAAAUAUUCAAAUGCGUAUAUGCUUGUUUACAUACGGGAAAGUGACAAGGAUAAAAUUAUGUGUAAUGUGGAUGAGAAGGACAUUGCAGAGCAUCUUAGGGAACGUUUGAAGAGAGAACAAGAAGAGAAAGAGCAUAAGAAGAAGGAAAAGGCAGAGGCACACUUAUAUACCAUUAUAAAGGUUGCACGAGAUGACGACUUGAUGGAACAGAUAGGAAAAGAUAUCUAUUUUGAUCUCGUAGACCAUGAUAAAGUGAAAUCUUUUCGGAUUCAGAAGCAGAUGCCAUUUAAUCUUUUCAAGGAGGAGGUUGCCAAAGAUUUUGGCAUCCCAGUACAAUUUCAGCGAUUUUGGCUGUGGGCGAAGCGCCAAAACCAUACAUAUCGACCUAAUCGGCCACUAACACCUCUGGAAGAAACCCAAUCUGUUGGACAGCUAAGGGAAGUUUCCAAUAAAGUUCAUAACGCAGAACUUAAGUUAUUCUUAGAAGUAGAGCUUGGAAUAGAUUUACGACCUAUUCCACCUCCAGAUAAGACAAAGGAUGAGAUUCUGUUAUUUUUCAAGCAUUAUGAUCCUGAGAAAGAAGAGCUGCGUUAUGUGGGAAGGCUUUUUGUUAAGGCCAAUGGUAAACCUGGGGAUAUUGUAGGAAAGUUAAAGGAAUUGUCUGGCUAUGCUGCUGAGGAUGAAAUUGAGUUAUAUGAGGAAAUCAAGUUUGAACCAACAGUUAUGUGUGAACAUAUUGAUCGAAAACUCACAUUUCGGGGUAGUCAGCUUGAAGAUGGGGAUAUAGUGUGUUUCCAAAAAGCCCUUCCAGCUGAAAUUGCAGAAAAAUGCCGUUAUCCAGAUGUUCCUUCAUUCUUGGACUAUGUGCACAAUCGGCAAGUUGUUCAUUUCAGAUCAUUGGAGAGACCCAAGGAAGAUGAUUUUUGCCUAGAGUUGUCAAGACUUCAUACUUAUGAUGAUGUGGUGGAAAGAGUGGCACGCCAACUUGGUUUGGAGGAUCCAUCAAAAAUCAGGCUUACUUCUCACAAUUGCUAUUCUCAGCAGCCGAAGCCCCAGCCUAUUAAGUACCGCGGUGUGGAUCAUUUGUCGGACAUGCUGGUCCACUAUAACCAAACUUCUGACAUACUAUACUAUGAAGUUCUGGACAUACCAUUGCCAGAAUUGCAAGGUUUGAAAACAUUGAAAGUUGCUUUCCACCAUGCGACAAAAGAUGAAGUGACCAUUCACACUAUUAGACUGCCUAAACAGAGUACAGUUGGGGAUGUUCUUAAUGAUCUGAAGACAAAGGUCGAAUUGUCACAUCCUGAUGCUGAGCUGAGGCUUCUUGAAGUGUUUUAUCACAAGAUCUAUAAGAUAUUUCCUCCAAGUGAAAAGAUUGAGAACAUUAAUGACCAGUACUGGACAUUACGCGCAGAAGAGAUUCCUGAGGAAGAGAAGAACCUGGGUCCUCAUGAUCGACUUAUUCAUGUGUACCAUUUCACAAAGGAGACGGCUCAGAACCAAAUGCAAAUACAAAACUUUGGCGAGCCGUUUUUUUUGGUGAUCCAUGAAGGAGAAACCUUAUCUGACGUCAAGGUGAGAGUACAAAAGAAAUUGCAGGUUCCAGAUGAAGAGUUUUCCAAGUGGAAAUUUGCAUUCCUUUCCUUAGGUCGUCCAGAAUACCUCCAGGACACUGAUGUUGUUUCUAGUCGUUUUCAGAGAAGAGAUGUUUAUGGUGCUUGGGAACAGUACCUUGGGUUAGAACAUGCUGACACAGCUCCUAAAAGGACUUACACGGCAAAUCAGAAUCGUCAUACAUAUGAGAAGCCUGUAAAAAUCUACAAUUAGAGUGAUUUGGAGAUGAGUUUUCUUUGCAUGGGUUCAUUCUGGCAACCUUGAGGGGCCCUAAUGCCAUCUGUAAGUUGCAGUUCAUUGGUCUGAGGGGAAGCCACCUCUCAGUAUAUCAAACGCCUCGGUCAGUAUUACAGAUGCCUCGGUCAGCGUCAUCCGUGGAUGGUGUCGGUGAAGGGUUAUGGUGGAUUUUGUUAGCUGUAUAAUUCUUUCUUGUAGUGUUUGUGGAGGAUCGUUUUCUGAUGCGGUAUUUGAUUUUUCUUGUCGGCCACAACUUCGCAACCCUCGUCAGGCUUUCACGUCUUCCGUUUUUCUCUUAUGGAGUUGGUUUCUUCUAAUGGCUGUAUGUGUUCUUCAGUACCCAGCCUUAGUUGUAAGUUUAAAAAGCAGUACAUAAAUGAGAUUUUGGCUUUAGGGAUGUAUACACAGUAUAGUUGGGGUGCCCACCAUUUUUUUUUCCGUUUGCUCACCUCUUGUUUAUUUAGGCAUGUCUAGUUUUAUGGGGGAGUUUGUGGACUGGUAAUUUUAUCUUUUGAUUGUUAUUAAGCUCCCCCGCUUUCUUUCUUUCUUUCUGCUCUCUGUAAAAGAAGUUUGUCAGGUACAGCCUCGACGAGUCAUAAUGAGUAAAGAUUUUACAGUUUC